AUGAUCUCUGAAUUCGCGUACAAGGAAAGACCAGACACUCUAGUGCUAUUCGAUGUCGAUGGCACGCUAACACCAGCGCGGUUAACCAUCUCGGACGAGGUCAAGUUCGUGUUGCAGGCGCUCAGAGAGAAGGUGGUGAUUGGGUUCGUGGGCGGCUCGGACCUCUCCAAGCAGGUGGAGCAGCUUGGCGCCACCGUGUUGGCGGACUUCGACUACUGUUUCUCCGAGAACGGGCUGACUGCGUACAGGCUGGGCACGGAGCUGGCGUCCCAAUCGUUCAUUGACUGGAUCGGCGAGGAGGAGUACAAUCGCUUUGUGGUGUUUGUGCUGAAGUACCUGUCAUCUAUCGAGCUGCCCAAGCGCAGAGGUACGUUCCUGGAGUUCAGAAACGGGAUGGUUAACAUCUCCCCCAUCGGGCGCAACGCGUCCGUCCAGGAGCGUAACGAGUUCGAGGCCUACGACAAGGAGCACCAGGUGCGCGCCAAGUUUGUACAGGCGCUCAAAAAGGAGUUCUCCCACCUGGAUCUGACCUACUCCAUUGGGGGGCAAAUCUCCUUCGACGUGUUCCCCACCGGGUGGGACAAGACCUACUGCUUGCGCCACGUCGAGAGCGAGAACUUCAAGGAGAUCCACUUCUUUGGCGACAAGACAUUCGAGGGCGGCAACGACUGGGAAAUCUACAACGACCCGCGCACCAUCGGCCACAGCGUCCGCUCCCCCGAGGACACCGUGAGGAUCCUCAGAGAGCUGUUCGACCUGUAG
This is a messenger RNA of Eremothecium gossypii ATCC 10895, 762 nucleotides long. RefSeq names its product phosphomannomutase SEC53 (gene SEC53). The transcript has a single exon. Gene Ontology annotation, biological process: GDP-mannose biosynthetic process; protein N-linked glycosylation; mannose metabolic process. Bases 1 to 762 code for a protein of 253 amino acids. NCBI's taxonomy places the organism in Eukaryota, Fungi, Ascomycota, Saccharomycetes, Saccharomycetales, Saccharomycetaceae. Gene Ontology annotation, cellular component: cytosol. The record is from RefSeq and is marked provisional. Gene Ontology annotation, molecular function: phosphomannomutase activity.